Molecule: messenger RNA, 1760 nt
Organism: Anopheles coustani
Lineage: Eukaryota; Metazoa; Arthropoda; Insecta; Diptera; Culicidae
Product: U3 small nucleolar RNA-associated protein 15 homolog
Exons: 2
Coding region: 43-1611 (522 amino acids)
Biological process (GO): rRNA processing; positive regulation of transcription by RNA polymerase I
Cellular component (GO): nucleolus
Molecular function (GO): protein binding
Source: RefSeq, a predicted model, not a curated record
GUCGCGGCAAAACAAUCGUCCUGCGGAACAACACGGUUCAACAUGGCUCAAUUUAAGAAAACAGAAAGUAAAAUAUAUUCCAAAACAGCUGCAGUUUUCUCACCUGACACAAUUUAUUGGAAAAGGUUAGGGGUACCGACAUUGGUGAAGGAAUUCGGAGCAGUAGACUACAUUGACUUCAGCCCGGUUGAACCGCACCUGUUCGCCGUUACUGCCUCGGUUCGGGUACAGAUCUACAAUCCCAUCACGAAGCUGGUGGUGAAAAAUAUAGGAAAGUUCCAAGAAGGCGCUCACGGUGGGUCGUUUCGUAAGGAUGGCAACCUGCUGGUUGCGGGUGACGACCUGGGAAAGGUAAGGCUUUUCGACGUGUCCACAAAGUCGAUUCUCCGAUUCUUCGAAGGGCAUACGUCUCCCGUGUAUAGAACAUUCUUCACGGCGGACGGGCACCAUGUGGCAAGUUUUUCAGACGAUCGUACCGUGCGCUUCUGGGACAUAGCUACCGAGAAGCAUCUGCACACUUUCACCGGGCAUGAAGACUAUGUGCGAGCCGGUUGCACAAGCCCCAUCAGCCCAAACAUAAUCAUGUCCGGAGGUUACGAUCGUAAAAUUCGAAUGUACGAUACGCGAGUUGCAGAGUGCGUCUUGUCGGUCGAUCAUGGGAGUCCGGUCGAGUCGUUGGUGUUUCUUCCGAGUGGUGGCAUUUUCAUCAGUGCCGGUGGUACGUCGGUAAACGUUUACGAUGCCCUCGGUGGUGGCAAAAAGUUGGCGCAGCUGUCGCAACAUCAUAAAACGGUCACCUGUUUGCAGCUGGCUAGCGACGGGAAGCGCCUCCUCUCCGGUAGCUUGGAUCGGCACGUGAAGGUGUACGACAUUGCCACCUACCAGGUGGUGCACACCAUUGACAGCUCGAACGCAAUUCUGAGCCUCGGCAUUUCGAAAAACGAUGACACACUGGUCACGGGAUUGGUGGACGGGCUGAUCGCAAUCUAUCGCCGUGAAAUUGAUCCACAGGAAAAGGACGAUCCGUCGAGCAAGCAGAUGCGCAAAAGCCGCUACCGUCACAUUUUCGAGUCAACCGACGAACAGGUGAAACAAUUCACCUACCAGAGUGAUGAAGGCCACGAUCGGAUGUUGCGCAAGUACGAGUAUAAAAAGGCACUCGAUGCGGUCAUGCAUACCAGCGUAAGAGGAAAGUGGCCAGAGAAAACGGUCGCCCUCAUCAAAGAGCUUAUUCGUCGACAUGGGCUGGAACGCGCGGUGGUCGACCGUGAUCACGAUUUUCUUGUAAAAUUCUUACACUUCCUCACCCGGCACAUUGGGGACUAUAGGUUCACGCCGACCCUGGUGGAUGCGGCCAACAUUCUGCUGGACGUGUACGAAGAAAAGUUUAAAGAGUUUGCUGAUACGGAAGUGGGCAGGCGGUUCGUUUUGCUUGUCGACCGAUUGCAGCAGGAGGAGACCGUAAUCGAAGAGUUCCUGAAUGUGCAGGGGAUGUUGGAUAUGAUUUCAAUUGCGGCCGAUACUACCGAACCGGAAGACCCGACCGAUACGAGCGUAGCGUAUAACGCUUCAAUGAAAGCUAAAAAUCAAACUACUAUAUCGGUCGAUUGAUUGACAAAGGAAAGUCGAUUUUAGUUGUAAUAAUAAGGUUAAAUAAAAUCUCCACGUUCCAUUGGUCAAUCGACUAAUGAGUAAGGGAGUAAUAGAGAAAUAUCUGUUCUAGAAAGAAUAUGCAUCAACACAAGACAAUCAAGGCGAAA